GAGGAGCCUGCGGAAGGUGGCGGCGGCGGCGGCGCACCUGUGAGCGGAGGCCGAGGCGGGGCAUGGCGGCGCCCACGGCCCUGUGAGAGCGUAGCGGCCGCGGGGCCCGCCAUGCGCCGGCGGCCCUGACAUGGGCGCCAGCGGCUCCAAAGCUCGGGGCCUGUGGCCCUUCGCUUCGGCGGCAGGGGGCGGCGGCCCGGAGGCAGCGGUCACUGAGCAGGCUUUGGUGCGGCCGCGAAGCCGAGUCGUGCCCCCGUUCGUAUUCACGCGCCGCGGCUCCAUGUUCUAUGAUGAGGAUGGAGAUUUGGCUCACGAGUUCUAUGAGGAGACAAUCGUCACCAAGAAUGGGCAGAAGCGGGCCAAGCUAAGGCGGGUGCAUAAGAACUUGAUUCCUCAGGGCAUCGUGAAGUUGGAUACACCCCGCAUCCACGUGGAUUUUCCUGUGAUCCUCUAUGAAGUGUGAGCCUGGGGGGAUGGCAGGAAUAAGCUUCCCCUGUCCCAACAAGAAACCCCCAGGCUCAAAUGUGGCUUCCAUUAAGAAACCUAGGCUGGGGCUACAACCCUGAAUAAACUCCACUGGCCUGGAACCUUCAGCUAUGAGCGGGAUGGUCCUGCAAUGUUGGUUGGGUGUUGGCUUCCGUGCGGGAAAGAGGUAGCUGGCAUGGGCUACUGGUGGAAUUACCAGCUCACCUUCCCCAGCAAUCCCUGCAAGGAGCAUGGUAGGGCUGAUGAGAAAUACCUGGUUUCUGGGCCCUUGCCUAGCCUGCUUUCUUCCAAAUUUGCCUAGGGUCUAGCCCUGCUAAGGGCUACAGCACUUUACAAGCAAGGUCUGCCUUCUUCCAGCCCCAGGGCUGUGGGAGCUGUAUGCAAGUGGGAACUUCCUUUCCCUUGCUUUCCUUACCCCUUUGUCAGAGCGUUUCAGCCGUUUGCUACCUCGAUUCCUCCUGUGAUGGACAGAUGCUGGAGGCAGUGCAAGCCUGAUUUUGCCUGUCUGCCUGCCUGUUCCCACCUCCAGAUGGACGGACAGUUUACUGGCUGUAAAAGGAGUAGACACUGUUGUGGAAGAGACUUUUCCUCCCACCCAGGGCAGGGCUGUGGAUGCCCAUACCUAUGGACCGCUGCCCCAGCCCAUCUACUCUGACCCACUUUGCGUCAGGUCUUCACCCCCCCUCCCCCCAAACACCCUACCCCUGUUGGCAGGAGACCAUCUACCACCCUGUGAAAGAAAGCACCCUAGGAUUGAUGCCAGUAACACUGAGGAGCCCACCACUCCUUUCCCUACAGUCUCCCCACCCCUUCAGGAUCAGUCAAGGAAAAGUUCUGCAGUCACUGGGUAAGGACAGAAAGGAAAGAACAACCAUAAAAGGAUAUUUCAAAUGUGAAAGUUUGUAAAUAGUCUAGUCCAUGAUGUUGUUGGGGCAGAGUCUGAUUUCUACAUUGAAAUGACUUUUUUUUUAUAUAUAUAUAUAUAAUUUCCUUAUUGUGCAAGCUCUGUGCUUUAAGAGUGUGGAAAGUGGCUUGGGGAGGGUGGCCCCCCACCUAGGAAGACUGUUGUGUUCUAUGUUCAGUUUCAAUAAAAUGAUUUGUAGACCCUGCAUACAAAGUG
Sorex fumeus (smoky shrew) is the source of this 1606-nucleotide messenger RNA. RefSeq names its product tumor suppressor 2, mitochondrial calcium regulator (gene TUSC2). The coding region runs from base 131 to 463 and encodes 110 amino acids. The record is from RefSeq and is a predicted model, not a curated record. The transcript has 3 exons. Gene Ontology annotation, cellular component: mitochondrion. Gene Ontology annotation, biological process: inflammatory response; regulation of mitochondrial membrane potential. NCBI's taxonomy places the organism in Eukaryota, Metazoa, Chordata, Mammalia, Eulipotyphla, Soricidae.